AUGGAUCCCACAAAAGACUCUUUUCAACCACCAACACCAACACCUCCUCCACCACCUCCGUUCUCUCCUUCUUCUUACUCGGAAGAAGAAAAGACCUUCUCUUCAACAACAACAACGAUGAGAAUUCAAAGGCUUGAGAGUAUCAUUCCCAUUCCCAAGCCUCCUCCGUUUUCACCCCAAGAAGAAGAUGUUGAUCCUUCUCUUCAACAAGAUGAUGAAAAGAAUCCUACAAGAAGAAUUUCUUCGGAAGAUGUUGCAAAAAGUCAUCUUCCAAUAAGAACAGCAAUAACAGCAACAUCAUCUUCUCAAGAAGAGACCAAGCCUCUUCCUUUUUCGUCAUCUUCUUCUUCUUUAUCGAUGCAUAGUGAUCUUAUCUCUGAAUGCAUGAUGGCAAUGAAUGAUGAUAUUACUCGUGUAACAUCAGUGUUAGAAGAAAAGAAGAAGGAAGAACAUGUGACAGCUGCUGCUCCUUCAAGAACGAAUGAUGAUCAUGAUGGUGGUUUGGUUCAAGGACAAGAGGAUUCUCGACUAUUGACACCUCCAAUAAUGGAAGACACUCAGGUGUCACAAUCACUGCCACCUGUCAAUAUGGUAUCAAACAUAGAACCAAAUGCUGUUAAUUAUUCAAAAUAUUACAACUAUUUCGGAGGAUUUCAUCCAGUCGAUGCGACAGAGUCUUGUACAACAAAUUCUUACCAACAGCAACUAACAACUCAACCCAAGUCUCAACAACCCAUUGUUCCAAAAUUGGACACCACACGAUUCACAGAGGUCAACUCAGACAUUCUUCCACUACAAUUUGAAACUAGUAAUCCUCAAGAUGGAAAUAAGAAGACCUUUUCCAAGACAUUGGGUGGAUGUUUUGCCUGUUGUUGUUUUGGGCCAAUGCUCUGCUUGUUAUGUUUUUUUUCCUUAAUCGAAUUGUUGUGCAUCAUUUUAUAUGAAUAUUUUGCAUCACGAAAUUAUGAUCCUAAUCCAACACCGCAAGAUUCAAUAAUUAUUCCAAUGAUUUUAGCAGCUCAAUUUAUUACAUUCAUAGUGGUGGUAUUGUGUGGAGUUGUUUCAUCAUUGGUAGCGACCUCUUCGGUGUGUGACACUACUCUUUGGAAAAAAGAAACGACAAGUAGAUUUAUAAUUUCUAUUUUAGCGUUUAUAGCUUGUGUGUUGUGUAUUGUAUUGUUGUUAGUGAGAGGAGGAAUGGAAGGAUAUACGACACAAGUGUUGGUCAAUUACAAAAUAGCACCAGCAACCCAGUCACAAAAUUUUGGACAAGUGGCCACAACUGAAUUUAAUGUCAUUCCAUCUAUUGUGAUUGUUAUCAUGUUUGGGUUAUGUGUGAUUUCAGUAAUAUUGUGUGGAGUGUGUGGUAUGGGAUGUUUGUGUUGGUUUGGUUGUUGUUCCAUUUGUUUGUAUUCAAAUAACAGAAAGAAAGAAAAGUAUCAGUUUGGUAGGCCAACAACAAAUCAUACCAACACUUAUGCAACUCGGGCAGUAUUACCUUAA
Molecule: messenger RNA, 1503 nt
Organism: Naegleria fowleri
Lineage: Eukaryota; Heterolobosea; Eutetramitea; Acrasida; Naegleriidae
Exons: 1
Coding region: 1-1503 (500 amino acids)
Source: RefSeq, a predicted model, not a curated record